Messenger RNA from Ictalurus furcatus (blue catfish), 3053 nucleotides. RefSeq names its product kelch repeat and BTB (POZ) domain containing 2 (gene kbtbd2). Gene Ontology annotation, molecular function: protein binding. The record is from RefSeq and is a predicted model, not a curated record. The coding region runs from base 250 to 2220 and encodes 656 amino acids. The transcript is spliced from 5 exons. NCBI's taxonomy places the organism in Eukaryota, Metazoa, Chordata, Actinopteri, Siluriformes, Ictaluridae.
CAGGAAUCGACUCGUUUUGCUCGACUCCGCGAGUCACCGCGUUCUAGCAGAUUUGACCCGCUUUCAGGAUCACUGAGACACAACGGACCUCACGCGACACCGAUGUAGUAGUCGUCAUCUCGCCCCCUACCUCAUACACUUGGGAGCGACGACAGGUAGACAGACUUCCCUUGGUUUCGCUUUGUUGCUGUGACGGUUGAGAGUCGAAGCGUGAAGAUUUUCUGGGUUUGUGACUGAUGGGACGUGAGGAUGACGGAGGAAGGGGAAUCUUGCUCGGUGAACUCGCAGUUCGCCGUCUCUGUUCUCGACCAGCUGAAGUUGUUCUACGAGGAGAAAUUACUAACUGACAUCACGCUGCUGGUGGAGGACCAUGAGUUCCACUGCCAUAAGAUCAUCCUGGCCACGUGCAGCUCUUAUUUCAGGGCGAUGUUCAUGAGUGGACUGAGCGAGAGCAAACAGUCACACGUCCACUUGAGGAACGUGGAUCCCAUAACACUGCAGACCAUCAUUGCAUAUGCUUAUACGGGAAACCUGGAAAUUACACACAGUACAGUGGAGUUACUGUAUGAAACGGCUUGUUUUCUACAGGUGGACGGCGUGGUAUGCGCUUGCCGGGACUUUCUCCUGCGCUCACUCUCGGUGGAUAACUGCGUGCGUAUACUAAGUCUGGCCGACGCGUUCGGCUGUGCCGAGCUGAAGCGCAGUGCCCAGCGCGUAGUGGAACUGAACUUUCGACACGUGUGUCGGGGCGAGGCCUUCCUGCAGCUCUCUCACACUCUGCUGCUGGAACUGCUGGGCAGCGACGCGCUGGACGUAGAGCGCGAGGAGACCGUGCGACAGGCAGCCGCGCUGUGGCUCGAGCACGACGCCGCGCACCGAGAGCGCCACCUGUCGGCCGUGCUUAGCCUCGUGCGCGUCGACGCCUUGGCCGAGAUCACGCAGCGCGCCUGGUUCCGCGGCUUGCCGCAAAACCACAAGUCCAUCGUGAUCCAGGGACUGUACAAAUCCAUGCCCAAGUUCUUUAAGCCGCGAUUAGGCAUGACGAAAGAGGAAAUGCUCAUUUUUCUAGACACCGACUCGGCAAGCGAUUAUAACAAUCACGACUUACACCGUCCUCCUAGCGAGUUUAACAAUCUGCAUUUGCGCCGCUCGCCUAGCAACGACAACGAUUUGCCUUUACAUCACUUGCCCAGCAGUAACGAUGAUUCCCAGCGCUCCAUCACAUGCUACAGCCCCCAAGCUGAAAAAGUCUACAAGCUGACUAGCCCUCCAGAUGACCUGCGCAGGUUCGGGAUCCUCGUCACGCCUGAGAACGAUGUGUUUGUUGCCGGAGGUGAACAGCCGGUCAAGAAUGGCAAAUGGAAGGCAGUGCAGAGUUUCUAUUGGUUGGAUGCACAGCAGAACGCAUGGGUGGCGAAAGCAGCCAUGUUGAGCGCACGCACACGCCCCACGCUCGUCUUCUGCCACGGGUUCGUCUACGCCAUCGGAGGAGGUGGCGGCGGCGGCGGCUACGACGACAUGGGUGGAAGCCAUGAUGACGAUGUCACGAUGGAGCGUUACGAUCGCAGUCGAGACGAAUGGAGCGCAACAAGCCCGAUGCCAACUCAUAGCUCUUUGAGGCAGAACAACAUGGCGGCCGUAGCUGUUAACGACCGUGUUUACGUGGUUAUCCGCGACGCUAUGUUUUGCUACUCGCCACGUAACGACGUCUGGACAGAAAUAACGGCGCAGAGGAGGAGAAUCUGUUUAGGCUCCGCCUGCUUUUUUUCAGGCACCGCCACCGCUGCUGUUCUCGGUGACCUCAUAUUCUACGUCAGCGGAGGAGGAGGAGACAGCGCGGCCGAGAUUUAUGAUACGAGUCGGGACGAGUGGCGCACGAUUUCCGCGGUGCCCGUCCCUGACGUCGACGGUGCAGCUGUAUCGGAGGUGUGCGUGCGGGCGGUGGUUCUACUCGAUACGUUGUGCGUGUUCAUGCGCGAACGUCACGGAGACUACGCGCUAAUACGUUACGAUGUGACGCGAGAGCGCUGGCUCCGCCCCCAGCCAAUUCCCCGCCGUGCCCUAGGCCGCCUCAGCAGUCGCUUCCGCCUUGCCGUCGCCAAGCUCUACCCGUCCUGCCUCACCGAGUUGCCCUGGAAACCACCAGCAUGCCCAUUCCCCCCUGACGACGAGGAAGAGUUUAGCACGGACGGAGAAACCCUAGAGCUACCAGAUUUAUAAAGAAACGGCGGCCGGCCAUUUUAAAACCCGGACAGAGAGACUGCUCCAAACGGCGGCCGUCUUCAAUCCGAGCGUAGAGGCGUGUCCAGUAACGGUAUCCGUUUUGAAACGUUUGGAUGUUUACCUUUUUAAGUAAAGGCUGGGUGUUUCAAAUCAGAGCCAUUAACGACGUGCAAGGUAAUCAGUGCGCAGCCGUCCUAGCGAUAAAAGAUAGCCCAGGUGUUUUAAACGCACAGUGAUCUGCGUUCUGUUAGAAUCCCAGGUGGACCGUUUAACCAGGAAGCAGUACUCAUGGCAUCAAUCUUUAUUUCGCACCCCGUGGUGUUUAACUUAUUUGUGAGGUGAAGAGAAACGGUAACAAACAUCCAACAUGGCCGGGAUUUGUAGCAUCAAAGCAUAUAGUGUUUUUGUUCAACAGGUUUGCUGGGGGGACACAUAGGGAAAAUAAUAAUCAUCCGAGGUAGCAAACGGCUGGAGGAUCGUUGUGCAGCGAGCGACGGCCAUCUUGAAUCCACGGAAAGACUAUGACGUGCGCGUACAGAGAAUGUUCCGGAUUUAAACCGUCCGUUAACAUUAGAGGAACUGUAAAAAGAAAAAGUCACGACUUUGAGACUUUACCGUGGAACCGGGUGUCCGCCGGGACGCCCCCCCCACACCUGUGAUGUCACCACUGACCAUGUGUACAUGACGAUGUAAUCGAUGGUGUUGAGCCGAGCUCAUCGUCGCUCCACAGACUGAUUUCUACUGUUCAUUAAUGCGUCGUUACUAUUUCUCCUUUCUCAAUGGUUCUGAUGAUGAUGAUGAUGAUGAUGCACUUGCUUUCAAAUCUUCCA